UACGUGACAUUAUAUACAGUGAGUAGAAAAUGUCUACGUGGAGGAUGUUUGGCAAAGGUAGUAAAUCAAAAUUGAUCACUUCCUGGAACGAAUCUAAGUAGCCAAUCACAUUCUAUGUUUACAUCGCAGUGCAUUGUGGUAAAUGAAGUUUCCGUUCCGUUUCCCAGACCUAACAUGUCUUAGUGUACUGUGUCUCGUCACCGUGGGAUGGAGGAAACGUAAUUUCGAUUUCUUUGUGUCUUGGCAUGAAGGGAUUGACAAUAAAGCUGACUCCGAUAACUCCGACUCCGAUUUUACACAAGUUGCUUAUUCUAAGCAAAUCUCUUACGACCGCUAGAGGACAGCAGUACUUGCAGUCUAAAUGUAAUCUUAUGAACUUUAUGGGAAAAGAAGAAGACACGACGACUUGUGUUGUUCUCAUGCGGGCGGCUCCUUUUGUGUUUAAAUCUUUAAUUCGAGCAACAUGACGGCUUUCUGUUUCCAGACACAGCUCGUGUCCAUCAUGGACGCGUUGUGCAAAGCGACCGUGACAGAAAUCGGCAAACUGGUAGAGAUUGAGUCGAAGAUGCUGAAAAUCGAGAUCACCCGCGGCCGUAACGAAAUUGCAUCCCUCACCGAGAAGCUGAAUUUGAUGGAGACUUUGCUUCACAUGGCGCAGCGGGGCAGGCCGCAGGACGCCAGGGAAGGCUUAGAAAGCGUCCUGCUAGACCCUGAAAGGGCAAGACCUGCCUCCAAAAGUGAAUUUGCAUGGGAGAACAUCAGCUCCUCACCUGAGACGAGCACUUCCGUCCAAGAUGAGCAUCCUCCUCCAGCUGAGACACUUCAGUUACCAACUGAACUGGUGGUAAAAGAGGAGCCAGCAGAGGUGGACAUCAGAGAGGUCGAACAGGAAAGAACAAAUGAAAACAUCGUCCAUAAGAGUCUAGAGGUGAGCCAGCGCCACAAACCCGUCUCGGAACGCCAUCUUCCCGUGUACCUUGACUGCUUCGUGAGUCUCAACGCACCCUCGUGCCUCACGACCCCUGAAAGGAGGGAAGUGCAGUGGAACCCCCCACUGACGCAACCGCAUGCGAGCCACGAGGCCGACAGAAGCAUGCCUUGGAAUGCCACGCCUCAAAACCCGCUCAAGAGCGCCAAGAUGCACCACCUGAGGAGCACUGCCACCGCCAAGAGGUUCGGCUGUUUGCAGUGCGGUAAGAGCUUCCGCUGCUACAGCCAGCUGGAGAUCCACCAGAGGAGUCACACAGGAGAAAAGCCUUUCCGGUGCACAUUGUGCGGGAAGCGCUACGCUCAGAAGGGGCACUUGUACACACACCAGCGCACGCAUACCGGGGAGAAACCGUACCGCUGUCCUAUUUGCGGUAAGGGCUUCAUCCAGAAGUGCACCCUGGACAUGCACCAGCGCACGCACACGGGGGAAAAGCCUUUUGUGUGUGUCCACUGCGGCAAAGGCUUCACAAAGAACUGCAAUUUGAAAAAGCAUCUCUUGGUGCACCUUGAGUCCGAUAUGCAACUCUGCGGCAGUGGUGGCUUGACCCAAAGCGUGACGACAAUGAACAAAACCGCAUCCAACACUGUGAUGAUGUGCGAUACCACCAACAGAAGCUUCCGGAUGCAGCUCGCGGCCAUCCUGGAGAAGCUCACCAAGACUGCCCUGAUGGAGAUCGGAAACCUGGCGGACGAGUGCUCGUCGGUGCUACUCGGCGAGAUCUCCCUGCACAAGAGCGAGAACGAGGCCCUGAAGAAGAGAUGCUACUCCCUGGAGCUGCAGUUGAGGGCCGCCCGGGAGGCUCACUACUACCCGAGCCACGUCAACAACCUCGGCCGAAGGAAUCCCGAAGGUCAAGAUGUACAUAAAACUGACCACCAGCAGCAGCAGAUGGCCGCUCCUGCCAUUGACGGAGUCUUUGGCAAAGAUUGGUGCAUGGAUCUGUGGAGGGAAGACAAAAGAGCCUCCGCUCAAAGGAAGGAAGCAGCCGAGCCCGUUGCCAUGUCAAGCAUGGGAGCGCCGGUGUUCGAUAUAAUAGACACAGAACCCGACCUCAUCUUCAUCAAGGAGGAAGCUUACGACGAUCAUUCGUUCGGGCAGCAGAUGAGAUUGACUGAUAGCAGAAAAGAUGUGGAGACGCUGGACGGUGAGCUCCAUCGCUCCGUCAACGAGCUCCAGCUUCACUCGGAGGUUCUGAACAGCUUCCCGUUAAUGGCCGACAACCAGGCGCAGCGCUCGCAGCCCAACAUCAUGGACAAGCUGAUUGAGGACGCCGCAAUGAGCACGCUGCUGGACGCCCCGGGCCCUCCCUCGGCCCCCGACUACGUCGACUACACGGGCAAUAUCCACGGCGGUACCGGAAAACAACCGUCUCUCCUCCCUGCCAAGCCCAUCAGACCGAGCAAGCACUUCCAGUGUCUCUUUUGCGGCAAAGUGUUCAACUACCUGAGCAGCCUGAAAGUUCACGUGAGACGGCACUCGGGCGAGAAGCCCUUCAGCUGCACGGUAUGCGGCAAACGCUUCGCCCAGAAGACGUACCUGAAGCUGCAUCAGCGCGUGCACUCCGGCGAGAAGCCGUACAGCUGCCCCAACUGCGGACGUAGUUUCUCCCAGAAGAGCUCGCUUAAUAUCCACCUUCGGACGCACACGGGCGAGAAGCCGUACAGUUGCAUGGACUGCGGCAAAUGUUACGCCUAUAAGUAUGGCUUGAACCAUCACCAGUGUUUCACCCACAUGAAGCCCAUCUAAUGCGGUGUGUUCUUUUAUUCUCCUUCUAAAAAACCGUGGAGCCAAAUUUGUGAGUCAAAAAAAAGGGAGCGACUGCCUUUUGCUUCAAUUGUCAAUACGUCACAUGACCAUGAAAGGUGAUGCUCGUUACCUGAGAUUGAUAAAAGUAGGUGGAGCUUUCUACAUAUUUCAUAAAUAACCAGCAGGGAGCGCACUGAGUUUUUCUCCUUUGCCGUUUUUGUAACCGCACUUAAAAGUGUGCAUGCGAAAAAUCCACACGGGACGCAUAGUCGUCUUCGUCUCGGACCUUGCAGGUCCAGUUUAGUAUUUGUCCGUUUUAUGGCACUUAGUGUGAAUACCUCAUUGAAACGCUGACCUCAUCCGCAUCGCAUGCCGUUUCGUUUGCUGUGCAAUGUUUGAAAUACCUCCUUCAAGGCCGCAGUGGAUUAAAUAAUGUUUGUGCCCAUGUGUAGCACACGCCGUCAACUACCUCAUCACAACAGUAAAUGUAGACUUUUUCUUUUCUUUAAAAAAAAAAAAAAGAAGAAAACACAGUGUGUCCUUUAAUUUCAAUAACUCCUGUGACUGAAGUUAGGAUUUUUAAAAUAUGAGUGCUUGUUGUUUCCCCUUCCUGAAAUAAUUUAUAUCACAACAGUGUUGUUGAACAUGCUAAAAUAACUCAAAUACAGAUUUGUGCUUGC
Molecule: messenger RNA, 3417 nt
Organism: Syngnathus typhle (broad-nosed pipefish)
Lineage: Eukaryota; Metazoa; Chordata; Actinopteri; Syngnathiformes; Syngnathidae
Product: zinc finger protein 629
Exons: 8
Coding region: 464-2737 (757 amino acids)
Biological process (GO): regulation of transcription by RNA polymerase II
Molecular function (GO): RNA polymerase II cis-regulatory region sequence-specific DNA binding; DNA-binding transcription factor activity
Source: RefSeq, a predicted model, not a curated record